GAAUUCCUACUAUAUUCAUUAUUACGUGGACAGUGACACGGAUCAUUUUAGAGGACACUGGUUGCUGGGAUACAAAUGAGCAUGGUGGUCCCUGGUGGGUUAUACGAAUACCAAUUUUAAUUUCUAUUAUAGUGAAUUUUAUACUUUUCAUUAGUAUUAUAAGAAUCUUACUGCAGAAGUUAAGAUCUCCAGAUGUUGGAGGAAAUGACCAGUCACAGUACAAGAGACUUGCAAAAUCCACAUUGUUGCUUAUUCCGUUAUUUGGAGUUCACUACACAGUGUUUGCUCUAUUUCCUGACCGCAGUUCCAAUAAUUAUAAAAUAAUCUUUGAGUUGUGUUUGGGAUCUUUUCAGGGGUUGAUUGUUGCAGUCCUGUAUUGUUUUUUGAACAGUGAAGUGCAAGGGGAGCUGAAAAGAAAAUGGCGGAGUUUGUGCUGGAAGCAGACAGCAGGCAGAGAUUACAGACUCCACAGCUCUUCAAUUUCUCGAAAUGGGUCCGAAAGCAUUUCUCAGCUCCACCGGAAUUCAAGAGCUCAGUCGAUUAUGCAGACAGAGACCACCAUGAUAUAAAUCAGCUAGGUCCCCCAAAACAUGAAAAACUGUGGGAUAUAUCAUUCAUUAUGCAGUCUGAUGUGAUAUUUUAUAAAAUGUACAGUUUAGUGCUUUGCUUUUCUACAUGUUGGUAUUUGGGAAAUUGGUUUGUGCAGCCAACCAGGUAAUAACAGAGACACCUGCCCCAUGGAUGCCUUCUGGUUUUUUAAAAUGGUAUUCAUAUUAAUUCUGAGGUUCUCUUGCUGUUUACUAGCCGUAACUAUUCAAAAACUCAUUUACUAUAAUGGUCCCUUUACCCU
Molecule: messenger RNA, 850 nt
Organism: Fulmarus glacialis (Northern fulmar)
Lineage: Eukaryota; Metazoa; Chordata; Aves; Procellariiformes; Procellariidae
Product: vasoactive intestinal polypeptide receptor 2-like
Exons: 6
Biological process (GO): adenylate cyclase-modulating G protein-coupled receptor signaling pathway; cell surface receptor signaling pathway
Cellular component (GO): plasma membrane
Molecular function (GO): peptide hormone binding; G protein-coupled peptide receptor activity; vasoactive intestinal polypeptide receptor activity
Source: RefSeq, a predicted model, not a curated record